GUUAGCUGUCACCCACACUUUGCAUCUUGGGAGCUAAAAAAACGUUUAUGGUGUGAGAACUUUACAACACCGCCUCGGUGUUGUUUAGAGGCUAACUCUCAGCUGCUAGCAGUUAGCUAAACAUGAUUGGACGGCCUAUCGUGACAUAGCUAACUAACAUUGGUGUUGUAGCUAACAUUAGUUUGCGGUUAGUGUCACUACAUUUAAGACAAAGUGGGCUCCUGUAGCAAAAUUGGAGCUUUAGCGUAAUUGUCAAUAAAGUGUUCACGCUCCAAUUUCGACCGUUUGACAACCACGACUUGUGUAGUUGACAUUACGCUAUCCUGCUAUUUGGUCAACAAACAAGUAGCAGCAGUUAGCACCGUUUGGCUAGCUAAUGUCGUCUGAUUUUUAAGUUCAAACAUUGGCAACAACUCUACCUAAAUCAUCUAUCAUGUUACAAAAACAAAACUAUAGAUCAGCUGUCCGGGUUGUUGCUGUAGAUGUUUGAUGCCCCGUUUUGUUUAUUUUACCAUCUUUUAUUGUAGUUUUCCAGUUUGUUUUGAAAUUAAGUUUUAGUUCGUCACCGUACACGCGAGCUAAGGUGUCAAAGCCUCAUUUAGGCAAAUAUGCCCUUACACUUUUAAGAGUAAUGUAACCGAAGUUUUUACACAGUGAAUUUUAAUCAUUUUUGUUUUUCGCCGUCAUUCUAGCAGGCUUUAUCGACUUGGUAAUCAGCUGUUACUUAUCCUUGUUUAUUCUGCUCCAUUUGAUUUGAUGCUUUGUAUUGAUAGUGUGCACUGUGGAAAUUACAACACUUAUGCUUGUAAAAUAAGCUCUUCGUAUUUAAUGAAAACGUGUCCUCGCCGCGGAUGUGAUACAUCAGAAAUGUAGCUGCUGAAGCUCACUUGCUGUCUCAUUACAUUUUUAAUCAUUUACAUCACCAUUUUUGACUUAUAUUUACUAUAAUGUUACACUUGGAUAAUUAGACGGCUGCCACAAAUAAUUGAAAGUGCAAAUAUGUAUAUAUUUAUCAGGGUGGAUUUAUUUUUAUUCCAGCACUCCAUUUAAGUUAGCUGUACCUCAUUCAUAACUGGAGUACACACUUUUGUAGUAGUAUGAAAUAUAUUUAUAAUAAUGAAUAGUUUUGUGGAGGAGUUCUUUAGACAGCAACAUUGUUGACGCUGAAACAACAGCGCCUCUGCGUGCACUCCACUUUAUUUAGUUUCAAGUCUGAUGUGUACUACAAACAUGCACAUGAAAAGGCUUUGGCACUAUGUCACUACUAACGGAACCGGACCAGCUGGCUGUAAACUUGGCUCCAAGUUAAAACAUUUUCACUUUCACAUUUAAAGAUUUUUGUUGUACUCAUCCAAAUUUGAGUGUGGAGUAACGCUCCUUUACUGUCAUUUUAAGCCAAUAUUCCACUGAAGUCAUUAUAAACUGUCUGCGGCAAAAUGGCAACUUUCAUUGUGCGGUUUAGUUGCUUUUAAUUUAAAAGUCAGUUUCGGUGUUUAAUUGAAUGUUAUCAGCUGGUGUUUAUUGGUACGUCUGGCCUUUGGUUGUAUAGGUUAUCUUUACUGCCUUCUGAAUCAGGUUGAGUUCUACUAAUAUUAAGGCCUGUGCUGAGUCGCUGUACGUGUGGCUUCAUGUCACGCUGUGAUUAUAUCCAUGUUAAAAAUAACCUUUAAUCUCGUAAUACACUUGUGUGUUGUCAGCUGCGACUUCUUUAUAGAACAUGUUGCUCUUAUUUUGCCAAGAUUGUAAACUGCACCAAUGUUGCAAAAUCUUAAAAAAAAAAACAAAAAAACAGAAGAUGUUGCUGCCCUAGCUGCUUGAACAAGCCAACAUCUUCACAAGCAUCCUAAAUACAUAACUAAGGGUUUAGCAUGCUUUGUAUAGUCAUCCAUGUCUAUGUCCAUUAUUGUUAGGGUAUGUUUUGGAGUUGCAGGCAGAGUCUUUUUGAUGAGAUGAAGAGGAUUUCUCAGGUAGCCAUGCCUCAUGCUUGUGUGUGAUGUGGGAAUGAGCUCUCAUCCAAGCAUGAUGGUAGCUAGCUGCAUGUAGACGCAUGAGGACCAUACAAUCAGAGCCUUCCUCAUUUGGUGGCAAGAUUACUGUAUUAUAUGAUAAUGUAAUUAUGCUGUAUGGUAUAAACAAUUAAGCAUGGAAGAUGUUAGAGCUUCAAAGGGAGGACCAACUGCAAAUUUACUUCCGUUUCCAUUUCCUUCAUUGCCACUUUUGUACAGAUUUGGCAUUUUUAAAAUUAUUGUAAAUUAAAUAUGACCUGUUGGUGGUUGGUCUUUUAGCAUGUUAAAUGAACAGUGUUGGUGUACAUGAGGAAAGGACUGUCUUCACUGGCUCUUGAUCUUCUUGAGUAACAAGGUAAACAAAUUGCUGUUAAGCCUGUAACCAACCAGUUACUGAAGGGUGAGCCAAUCUUCCAAGACAUUGUGUGAGGUGAGAUUUUGCAUGCUUAGCAAUGCAUAGAAAUUAUUAAAACAAUUUUAUUUUUUUAGGUUUUACAUAAUUUCCUAACUACAUUCCCACAAAGUGUACAAUCCUUGUCUUACUGGAGAGUAACCAACAAGUUGACAAAUGCCUCAAGUUCUCUGUGCGUCAUAACUGGAGUUGGGCAUCGAGUCUCGAUCAUCGAUGGGAACAGGGUCUGACAUUCCGAUUCUCCCGGGAUUGUUCAAAUGUUUUUAUUCAGGAUUCCUAGAUGCCCAUUUUGCUGACAAGAAGAAAUAGCCAUGGAAAUCAACAAAGACGAAGCCGGUGAGCACCAGCGAAGAAGAAAUGACUAAAACGUUUGUCUUAAAUUCAUAAAAAAGAGCAGACUCAGUGCAACAUUUGCAACACAGUGAUAUCAUGUACAGGAGGGUGCACAAUCAACAUGAUUAAUGUUCACACAUUCAUGGUGUAGAAAUAACACAGUACCCUCGUCUUUGGUACGCUACAUUGGACUUCCUCUAAGCAGUCAGAAUCUGGGAAGUCAAACAAUAUAUGACAUCUGUCUCAUGCCAGUGUAACCCAGGGGUUCAAGUGCACUUUCGGCUAUAUCCUUUUUACCCGUGUUGACAAAAUAAGGGUGUCAUAAAAAAUAGCUUUCACCAAUGUUGAGGCAGCAAACAAAGUGUACUACCUUUCAAAAGUAAGGAUCUUUUGUGAAAGUGUACUUCUGUAAAAAGAACCUUCUGGAACAUUUAUAUUCAAGUUGAAUGGUUUGAUAGUUAUAUACUGGUUAAAUAGUCCUGUGAGAAAUUAAUAGUAAAGUUGAUAAAAAAGUUCAUAUUAUUAAACAAUUCAUGGAGAAGUUCGGACAUUCCAUUCUUUGGUUGGCGCCCUCAUUUCAACCAUGUAAACUUUUAUGCCUUUUAAAAGCAUCAGAAUCAAGAAUCGUUAGGAACCAGAAUUGAAACAAGGAAUCGGAACCAGAAUUGUUCAAAUUCAAACAUUGCCCAACCCUGAUCAAGAUGACAGUAUUUUUUGUAGCCUACUCCCCAUCUUGCUUAAGUAUGUUAACCUGAGGCGGAUAGGAAUGACCAACCUACUUAUAAUGGCCACUUGUUCAGUUUUAAAUGAAGUGUCGCCACACGUUGUAUUUAACUUGUACCUGUUUGUUUCAUCUUAAUGUAUGCAUGUUUGUUCCAAGUUAAUUGUCUCUAGUUAGCAGUUGCAUCAUGCCCAGUUAGCAGUUAGGGCCCGAACACCAACGUGCAAAGGUCCAAUGUUUAUUAUUAUGUUUUACAUAUUCCUUUGGGCCGCACGGUGGCCUAGUGGAAGCAUGUUUGCCACACAGGCAGGAGAUCGGGAAGAUCUGGGUUUGAAUAUCCGUUGGGCAUAUCUGUGUGGAGUUUGCAUGUUCUCCCCGUGCAUGCGUGGGUUUUCUCCAGGCAAUCCGUUUUUUUUCCAGCAUUCCAAAAAAGCAUGCAUGUUAGGUUAAUUGGCGACUCUAAAUUGUCCGUAGGUAUGACUGGGAUAGUGAAUGGAUAGUGAAAGUCUAUAUGCGCCCUGCGAUUGGCUGGCGACCAGUCCAGGGUGUACCCCGCCUCUCGGCCGAAGUCAUCUGGGAUAGGCUCCAGCAUACCCGCGAUGCUACUGAGGAUAAGUGGCAUAAUGGAUGGAUAUACUGUAUGUAUUCCGUUUUGUUUUUUUUACUUGCAUGCACCAAAGUUUGCAAGCGCAUUAGGUCCGGUGAAAAAUGUGGUAUUAUAGGGAUCCCAAACACGAUCACCCAAAACUCACCGAGUAGCACUCCCUUGAAAAAAAUAAAAAAUUUGCCCCUGCCACCAGUUUCACAGUUCGUCACGAAAUUUGGGGAAGAUGUCUAUCACGACAGGACACACGAAGAAGUCUCAAGAACCCAUGUUCCAAAAUAAAUAGAAAGUUGGCCAUUUUGGUUUCCGGUGGAAAUUUUGGACAAAAAACAGGGGUUGUAUUUCAACAAACUAGUUUUCUUUGAGGCUUGAUUCAACCAACUGUCUUUAGAGUGCUAACAGUAAGACAGAAGUUUACAUGUUUACUCUUUGCAUGUUUUAUUUAUUUAUUUAUUCACUAAAUGUUGUUUUUACAUUUUGAUUUUACAGAUUGAACAGUCACUUUACAUAAUUGCCACUGUGGGCUGAAUGUAAUAUUCAAAAUGAAACCAUCUUUCGGUCUUAACCAGGAACUACAUUUUACAAUCUGUUGUUUUCUUUGCAUCUGUCUUUUUUAAAAUAAUUUUUAAAUCUAGAUUUAAAUGUGUUGUGCGGGUCUCAAAAUAUCAGUAUUUAAAGGUGCUGUCUGCCUUGGUUAGGUACUGCAUGGGGGCGCUAACACACGAAAACUGUAUAUUGUGCCCACUUCCUGCUCCAACGCUGGAAGCCACACCCCAUGCAACAACGCACAUAAGCCGUGUUUUUUGUCAGCUUAAAAUAGCGAUUUGGCAAGGUUACGUGAAUACAAGACAGCAGUUGAGUGAAAGCCAUGCACUCCAAUCCUCUUAUUCGUGUCUCAUUUUUUACAAAUGUUAACUUAUAAUGGUGACAUUUAUUUGUUCAAUCUGUUCUUCAAAAACCACUAUUGGUAGCAUCUGCUAGCCGGUAGUGGUGGUGUUACAUUUUUUGUUGAAAAUAGUGUCAUUUGGAGCUGAAGGGGGACAGCACCUUUAACCCUUCGUCAAAUGUCUAAUGUGUAAACAGGAUGGAGUUUGAGCUUUUUAUUUCAUUUUCUUCUGGCACUGUCAGUGCCAAGGACUUGUUUGAAUCUGGUUGGAUAACCUGCUGCAUAUGUUACAGAAAUGUCACUCAACUUGUAUUAUGUAGGUCCAAUCAGUGAAAACAGCAUGACGAGAGAUCCAAAAAGCGGCAGAGGAGCCUAGAGUGCUAUGUAUAAUCCAGGACAUCACCAGUGCAAAGACGGUCAAUGAGAGGUUAACCUUCAACCUGCCUGCGUCCACCGCUCUCUCCAAACUUUAUGAAGAUGUUGCCCACAAAGCAGGAUAUGUUAACGGCUCCUUUGACCUCGCCUGGGGAAACACGCCAGAGAUGGCACCUCUGGACCACAGUGGUGAAAUGUCGCUCUUGGAUUGUGGCUUUGUGCCUGGUGGUAAGAGGAAUUUCCUCCAGCUUAUAGACAAAGAUGGAGAGCAACCUCAGGUAGCAUCGGAGGAGUCAGGCACUCUUGAUAGCAGUGGACUGGAUGACAGCUCCCAGGAGCGCUUCAUCGGACCUUUGCCGAAAGACGGCACCGUAGGCUGCAGCGGUGACUGCAGCAGCCCCUCUUACUCUUACACAUCCAUCCUUAACAAAUCUGAGACAGGUUACGUGGGUUUGGUCAACCAAGCAAUGACCUGUUAUUUGAAUAGUCUGUUGCAAACUCUGUUCAUGACCCCAGAGUUCAGAAAUGCACUGUACAACUGGGAGUUUGAGGAAUCAGAGGAGGACCCUGUCACUAGCAUUCCCUACCAACUGCAAAGACUGUUUGUUCUCCUGCAAACCAGUAAGAAACGUGCCAUCGAGACCACCGAUGUGACGCGGAGCUUUGGCUGGGACAGCAGUGAGGCUUGGCAACAACAUGAUGUGCAAGAACUUUGCAGGGUCAUGUUUGAUGCCCUGGAGCAAAAGUGGAAGCAGACAGAACAGGCUGACCUGAUCAACCAGCUGUACCAGGGUAAGCUCAAGGACUAUGUCCGUUGUCUGGAGUGUGGCUAUGAGAGUUGGAGAAUUGAUACCUACCUGGAUAUCCCUCUUGUAAUAAGACCCUUUGGGGCCAGCCAAGCCUACGGCAGUGUGGAGGAGGCUUUGCAGGCAUUUAUACAACCAGAAACACUAGAUGGGCCCAAUCAGUACUUCUGCGAACGCUGCAAAAAGAAAUGUGAUGCCCGGAAGGGUCUGAGGUUUUUGCAUUUCCCUUACCUGCUGACGCUGCAGCUGAAGCGAUUUGAUUUUGACUACACCACUAUGCAUCGCAUCAAGCUCAAUGAUCGCAUGACUUUCCCUGAGGAACUUGACAUGAGUCCAUUCAUUGAUGUGGAAGAUGAGAAGUCCCCUCAAACAGAAAGCUGCACUGACAGUGGAGCAGAGAAUGAAGGCAGUUGCCACAGCGACCAGAUGAGCAAUGAUUUCUCCACUGAUGACUGUGUUGAUGAGGGCAUCUGCCUGGACAGCACUGUCAGUGCAGAGAGGGUCCUUAAGCCAAAGAGUUUGCCGACCUUUGAGCUGUUUUCUGUCAUGGUCCAUUCAGGAAGUGCGGCUGGUGGCCACUACUAUGCCUGUAUCAAAUCCUUCACUGAUGGGCAGUGGUACAGUUUCAAUGACCAGCAUGUUAGCAAGAUAACCCAGGAGGACAUCAGAAAGACCUAUGGCGGGUCCUCAGGGAGCAGGGGAUAUUAUUCCAGUGCCUUUGCGAGCUCGACAAAUGCUUAUAUGCUGAUUUAUAGAUUGAAAGAUCACUCAAGGAAUGCAAAAUAUUUAGCGGUGGAGGACUUUCCAAAGCAUAUAAAGAGUUUGGUUCAGAAGGAGAAAGAGUCUGAAGAACAGGAGAAGAGACAGAGAGAGAUCGAGCGCAACACUUGCAAGAUCAAGCUGUUCUGCUUGCAUCCUUCAAAGAUGAUGAUGGAGAGCAAGCUGGAAGUGCAUAAAGACAAAACUCUUACAGAAGCAACUGAAAUGGCCUACAAGCUGAUGGAGCUGGAGGCGACGGUCCCCCUGGACUGCUGUCGUUUGGUGAAGUAUGAUGAGUUCCAUGAGUACCUGGAGCGCUCCUAUGAGGGCGAGGAGGACACACCAAUGGGUCUUCUGUUAGGAGGUGUCAAGUCCUCUUACAUGUUUGACUUGCUGCUGGAGACACGGAGGCCAGAGCAAGCGUUCCUGCCUUACAAACCCGGAGAGGUCAUGGUGAAGGUUCAUGUUGUGGAUCUGAGAACUGAAACCAUUGUCCCUCCAAUCAGUGUUCGAGCCUACUUGAACCAGACCAUCACUGAAUUCAAACAGCUUAUUGCACAGGCAACAGGACUAUCUGCAGAAAUGAUGCGUGUGGUUCUGGAACGCUGCUAUAAUGACCUGCGGCUUCUUUAUGUUCCAAACAAAACACUGAAAGCAGAAGGUUUCUUCAGGAGUAACAAGAUUUUUGUGGAGAGUUCAGAAUCAACUGACCAUCAAGUUGCGUUUACUGACUCACUACUGUGGAAGUUAUUGGAUCGCCACGGGAAUACCAUCCGACUUCUGGUCCUGCUGCCUGAGCAGGCUCCUGGUACUUUGGCCAGCAGAACUAUUUGCCAAAAAGUUGGCAGUGACUCUGAUGUGCCCUUUGAAGCAUCAAAGGGCAACAGGAAAUCUGUGGAGGCUAUCCUUGAGGAGAGCACAGAAAAGUUAAAGAACCUGUCACUGCAGCAGCAGGGCUCCAGCACCAGCGACAGCCAGAAAAGCUCUGAUGCCAGUGAUUUUGAACAUAUUGAAUCCCUGAACCAAGAGGCAGACUCAAACUCACCCUGUGUGGCCGCAGACAACAGAGAACUAGAGAAUCGGAUCGGGGGCCCAGCUGCGUGCAGGAGCACUAGCGCCUCAUCCGACGCUGAGAACCAUUUUGGCUGUGAGGAGCGUUCUGACUCUGAGGUAAACAAUGACCGCAGCACCAGCUCAGUGGACAGCGACAUCCUGAGCUCCAGUCACAGUAGUGACACACUGUGCAAUGCAGACAGCGGUCCCAUUCAGCUGGCCAAUGGCUUGGACUCGCACAGUAUCACCAGUAGCCGGCGCUCUAAAGCCCACGAGGGAAAGAAAGAGACCUGGGACACUGCUGAGGAAGACUCUGGGACGGACAGCGAGUAUGAUGACAAUGGGAAGAACAAAGCAGAAUCCCAGUACUUCUACUUCAGAGCAGAACCUUGUUCCCAGGAUGACUCUGCCUCCACUGCACAAAAAUUUUUAGUGGUUCAUGUGGACAAGAGGAUAACACUGGCAGCAUUCAAACACAACCUGGAACCCUACGUGGGUGUCACCUCGACCCAGUUCAAAGUGUUUCGAGUGUACGCCAACAACCAGGAGUUUGAGAGCGUACGCCUCAAUGAAACACUGUCAUCGUUCUCUGACGAUAACAAGAUAACCAUUCGCCUCGGGAGAGCACUAAAAAAGGGCGAAUACCGAGUGAAAGUGUAUCAGCUGUUAGUAAAUGAACAGGAGCCCUGCAAGUUCCUUGUGGACACGGUGUUUGCCAAAGGCAUGACUGUCAGACAGUCUAAAGAGGAGCUGCUUCCUCUGUUGAAAGAGCAGUGCAAGCUUGACCUCAGCAUUGACCGAGUGCGCCUCAGGAAAAAGACAUGGAAGAAUCCGGGCACAGUAUUCCUGGAUUACCACGUUUAUGAGGAAGACAUCAGCAUCUCCUCCAACUGGGAAGUUUUCCUGGAAGUCCUUAAUGAACCUGAGAAGAUGAAAUCAAUGUCUCAGCUGGCUGUUCUGACCCGGAAGUGGAGCCCUGCCACAAUGAAGCUUGGUUCCUUCCAGGAAGUCAUUCUGGAAAGCAGCAAUGUUGAGGAACUCAAGGAGAAGCUCUGUGACAUCAGCGAAAUUCCUCUUGAAAAGCUCGAGUUUGCCAAGGGUCGAGGAACAUUUCCCUAUGACAUUUCUGUACUGGAGAUCCAUCAGGAUUUGGACUGGAACCCCAAGGUGUCGACGUUAAACAUGUGGCCUCUGUACAUCUGUGAUGACGGUGCCGUGGUCUUCUACAGGGACAGCACAGAGGAGCCUAUGGAGCUAUCAGAGGAUGAGCGCAAUGAACUAAUGAAGAAGGAGAGCAGCCGCCUGCUCAAGACCGGACACCGGGUCAGCUACUCACCCCGGAAAGAGAAGGCCCUCAAGAUCUACUUGGACGGGGGCCCCAUCAAGGACACGGGACAAGACUGAGUCCCAACAGCGUCUCUCUGCCUCACUGAUUUUGUGGCUGCUGCAGCACAGUGGCAGACCUGCUCUAUGGGACUCAUGGUGUGGGGGAGCGGUCCGAAAACGACUUGAACUCAAGCAGCGUUGUGAGGUUGGAAUGCCCUCAGCCUCCACUCUGAGCUCUGAAACCUUAUUGUACACUGUUGGUUGUAUCGUACUGUAAAGUCUAAAGGGAUUUUGAGAAGGUAUUCUGGCAGAAAAUGAAUCAUACACUGUUCUAAUCAAUAUAAAGCUCAGAGAUGUUCUGGACCUAAACAUA
Dunckerocampus dactyliophorus (ringed pipefish) is the source of this 9654-nucleotide messenger RNA. RefSeq names its product ubiquitin specific peptidase 47 (gene usp47). Lineage: Eukaryota; Metazoa; Chordata; Actinopteri; Syngnathiformes; Syngnathidae. Gene Ontology annotation, molecular function: cysteine-type endopeptidase activity; cysteine-type deubiquitinase activity. The transcript is spliced from 28 exons. The record is from RefSeq and is a predicted model, not a curated record. Bases 5505 to 9359 code for a protein of 1284 amino acids. Gene Ontology annotation, biological process: protein deubiquitination. Gene Ontology annotation, cellular component: nucleus; cytosol.